Messenger RNA from Cyprinodon variegatus (sheepshead minnow), 2929 nucleotides. Its product is annotated as prostate stem cell antigen-like. Lineage: Eukaryota; Metazoa; Chordata; Actinopteri; Cyprinodontiformes; Cyprinodontidae. The coding region runs from base 256 to 639 and encodes 127 amino acids. The record is from RefSeq and is a predicted model, not a curated record. The transcript has 3 exons.
GUCCUAAGAAGAAAAAGAGGACAAGAGUGAGGAGACGCUCAGGUGAUCUGAAGACAGAAUCGCUGGAGGAAUCAUCUUUUAUCAACUUAAUAGGAAUAUAAAAAGAAGUCAGCAGAAGUAGACGGGGAAUGUAAUUAGGGAAUGAGCAAGAGGACGAGUCAGAUCAAGCUGCUCCAGAGUUUUAGGAUACAGAGAAAGGCUUCCAUAGUGCCACUCCUGUUGGAAAACUGAGCAGAGGGAUUUUAAGGAAGGAUCAUGGCUCGUCUACAGAUUCUUAUUGGACUCCUUAGUUGUCUUCAUUUGGCAGGCUGUUUGAAGUGUUACACCUGUGUGUUUCCUGCCAUAUCCCCCUUGGACUGCUUGAAGUUUCCUCUGGAAUGUCCUGCAGGGCAGCGCUGCCUCUCCAGUGUGGCAACAGGAAGGCGAGGUGCUGUUCAGCUAACCAUAUAUGAGAAGAGCUGUGCCGUACAGUCACAGUGUGGCCUGUCCGGCCAGAAGUACACCUCAGGGGUUUACUUUAACUAUACCAAUGACUGCUGCGACACGGACCUUUGCAACAGAGCCGAGUCCAUUGCCAUCCUCAGCUGGAGGGGAGCAGCGCUCUGCCUGCUGUCUACUGUCACCCUGCUGCUGGCCUGAGCAGCUGAGCUUACCACAGAUCCUCUCCAUUUUUUUAUUACUUUGGAGUUGACUUUCAAAGAUUUUAAUAGAAAAAUUGGUUAUAGUUCAUCACAACAUAUGCAAUUAUGGCCAAAAUGUUUUUUUUAAGGUCGUCCAGAGGACAUGAAAAAAGAGGAAAUUUUUUGUUUUUAAAAAGAUAAAGUUCAGUAUAAAAAAAAACAAAAAAAAAAACGAUAUUUUUGCAGUGUCACCCAUCCUUGUGAGUGUAACAGCACAGUCAACGUUAUUAUUAACAUAAUGUAAGGAUGGUUCCUUAAUCCUCCUUUUUAGCUCCACUGCUUUUUUUUUUUAUUCUUCUACAAUUUUUGCUCAUACAAGCAUCCAUUGUACAAUUAACACAACUUAUAAAUCUUUGAAAUACUGAAUAUAACUAAUAUAAUAAAAUAUAGUAAUAUUUAAAUCUAACUUUAUUUUUCACAAUUAUUAAAACUUUUUAAAGCAAAGACAAUCAGCAACCUCCUGCAGGUCAUAUGUUUUUGUCGUUCCAGAUUUUAUGGAGUCUGCUGAGGUUACAGCUGAUUGCUUUUAUCAUCAGCUGUCAAAGCUUGUUCAAAAAUCUCCUUAAAGAAAUAAGCAAACAAACUCAACAAAUAUAAGAAAACCUCCUACAUAAAGAUUCCUCAAUCAGUUGAGUUUAUUUUUAUAGCACCAAUUCACAACGCAUGUCAUCUUAUGGCACCUUACAGAGACAAUUCAACCAGAUCAUACAGUCAGAUUGGUUCAGCUGUUUUUCUAUCUCAGGAAAACCAACUGAUUGCACCGACUCAUUGGUUGAAUCCUAAACUGCUCUCACUUGCAAUAAAGUCACAUUCACAGCUGUUGAGAUGCGCCUUGAUUAAAGGUGUGGAGGAUAUAAACAAGAUUGGGACAGCCUCUUCCCUUUAACGGAAAAGAGAGUAGUGGUUGCUAAGGCAACACCACGUAUCUCUAUUUAUUCAAUGGAUUCCUGAAAAAAGUCACCUGCAGCCAUUUUGGUACUCCCCACUCUAAUGGAGUCGCGCCAUAAAAAUGCCUGUAAUGUAAUGUUAAUACCAUUAUCGAAUUACAAAAAAUUAAUCGAUACAUGUAUAUUACAUGUACAUCCUUAAUUUAGCCCUUUUGACACAUCAUAAGAGCAUAUUUGUGUGCGUGUGUAAUAUUCUUAAUAUCUGACUACAGUAUUAUUAUGCACCAUUAACACACUAAUUUUGUUGUGAUGGCUUUGAAUAUAUUAUAUUACAUGAUUUAUAGACUUCAUACUGAAUAGGCAACGUGAUGUGCCUAUUUUUUUUUUACCAUAAAUUACAUAAACCUACUUAUGCUGAAACAGCAAGUGUGUGUCAAAGUGGUGGCUUUAUCUUUAAGUCUUAAGCCCCCCUGAAAAUGAGAACAUUAUCAUUGUUAGACGCUGUAGCGCACGUAUUGUCUACACUCCGUCCAGUCUAACUAUGGAGUACCAAUAUGGCGGCUGGUGACUUCACAGCAGUGGUCAACACAUGUGUGAGGGUGUAGCUCUCUGGUGCAAGGUGAUAUAAAAUACAACAUUUUCCCCUUUCUUAAAACAAAUGCAUGCAGAUAAAACUAUUUCAAAGAGGACCUUCCCUUUUGGAAUUAAUUAUGUCGCUUUCUUAUACCCAAUUUGAUAUUUUUCGUCAGUGUGAUGAGCAUGCAGCAAACCGAUGGAACUUACAUUUAAAUGCACGUUUCCUCGACAGUCAAGCUGCUGUUAUACCAAAUUCCAGGAGGCCUGCCCUUAUGCAGAAUAGCUAUUCCAUUCAGCCUACCCACUAUGUGGUUUGGGAUGGCACUUAAUGUGGCAGACCCUCUGCAGGAAUGUGCAAACGGGGGGGUUAGUGCUUAGGGGCUGGUUUGGGAUUGGGCAAUUGACUGUUCAGCAAUCCCUCAGACAGAGCAUGCAUGUUGCAACAGUGGAGAGAAAAACUCCCUUUUACCAGGAAGAAACCUACAACAGAACCAGGCUGUUACCACAAAUUUGAAGCACAGAAUAUCUUUUAACAGCUUAUGUUUGAGUUUGCAUUACUACUUCACAAUUUUUGUGUGUGUGUGUGUGUCCAUGUGUGUGUGUGAACAUUUCAAUGAAGCAAUCCUCUAAACAAAAAAGAUUUCAUAUGUUUUAUUAUGAAGAUUUUUUUUUUUAAUUGUAACAUUAAUAAAAGUAAAAAACAUUUUUCAACAGUGAGUUUGAUUGUCUUCACUGGUUUGGUGCCCAUGCGGUUGUUUUAAUCCGUUGGACUUUCAAGUGCAGAUG